CUUUCUCUUUAACUUAUUUUUUUCUUCAUAGAUGAUUCUCUUUUCUCUACUUUUGGCCACAUUGCAUACACAUAACUUCAAAGAUCUAUCAUUAAUGUCGAUACUCUCUAUACCCACUCAUAAAAACUGAAUCUUUAUUUUCUUUUCUUUAAUUUUACCUCAAAUUCUUAAUUUAGGGUUUUUUUUUUGUACGGAAAAAAUCUGGAUUUAAGCUUAGAUCAGAGUUGGAAUUGCAUUGUUCAGGGGGUUUUUGUUCAAUCUUGGAAACUUGGGGGGUGAAUUUUUAGUUUUUUUUUAAUCUUUUUAUUUUUUUGGGAGAUUGGGUAUUGAGGAUUUUGUGUUAGGGUUUCGAUUUUUGUGUUUGCAUGUGUAGAAUGUAAAGAGGGGUCCCCUGCUGUAGCAUGGAGGAUCCCAGAAUUUGGGUUUUUUAGAAUUUUCUUGGAAAUUUAGUGGGCAUUGUUUGGAGAAAUUUUAGUUUUUUAUUUUGCAAGAUUGUUUUAUUUGGAUAAUUUUUUUAAUUGAAGUGGGAAUUUAGGAUUUGUUUUUGGGUAAAGUUAUAAUCUUUGUGAAGGGGAGAUGUUUAGUGAAAGUGGGCAGAAUCAUAGUGGGGUUGCAGGUACUGUUUUGAUGCCAACACGUUUUGUAUGGCCUUAUGGGGGAAGAAGAGUCUUGCUCAGUGGCUCUUUUACUAGGUGGCAAGAUCACAUAACAAUGUCACCUAUGGAGGGCUGCCCAACUGUGUUUCAGGUUGUCUGGAACUUAACACCAGGAUAUCACCAGUAUAAGUUCUUUGUUGAUGGAGAAUGGCGUCAUGAUGAGCGUCAGCCAUUUGUAAGUGGAAAUUAUGGUGUAGUCAACACAAUUUUCCUGCCCAGGGAGUCAGAUGGAAUUCCUGAUGUGCCCGUUGGAUCUAAUAUGGAUGUCGAUAAUGAUUUUCUUCGUCUGGAUGCAGUCCCACAGAUAUCACAAGCUGAAAUAGAGCUAUCUUGUCAACGUAUAUCUGCAUUUUUGUCUACACAUACUGCUUAUGAGUUACUCCCAGAGUCUGGCAAGGUGAUUGCGUUGGAUGUAAAUCUCCCAGUAAAACAAGCUUUUCAUAUUCUUUAUGAGCAGGGAAUCUCUGUUGCUCCUUUGUGGGACUUUUGCAAGGGUCAGUUUGUUGGAGUUCUCACUGCGAUAGACUUCAUCUUAAUCCUAAUGGAGCUUGGGAAUCAUGGAUCUAACUUGACGGAGGAAGAGCUCGAGACACAUACUAUAUCUGCUUGGAAAGGGGGAAAGUUGCGCCUCAGCAGACAAAUCGACUGUAACUUGAAUCCGUAUUCAAGAAGUCUUAUCCAUGGUGGGCCUUAUGACUCUUUGAAGGAUCUUGCUUUAAGAUUUCUGCAAAACAAGGUGUCAACUCUUCCCAUUAUCCAUUCUUCUUCACCCGAUGGUUCAUUUCCUCAGCUGCUACACCUGGCCACCCUUUCUGGGAUUCUAAAGUGUAUCUGCCGGCAUUUUAAACAUUCUUCUAGUUCCUUGCCAAUUCUUCAGCAACCAAUUUGCUCAAUUCCUAUUGGUACGUGGGUUCCAAAAAUUGGGGAAUCAAGUGGAAAGCCAAUCGCAAUGCUAAGACCAAAUGCUUCUCUUGGUGCUGCUUUAUCUUUAUUAGUUCAAGGUGAAGUUAGUUCGAUACCGAUUGUGGAUGAUAAUGACUCCUUGCUGGAUAUUUACUGUAGAAGUGACAUUACUGCAUUGGCAAAGGACAGGGCGUACGCACAGAUUCGGCUUGAUGAAUUGAGUAUUCAUCAGGCAAUACAAUUGGGACAAGAUGCAAGUUCUCCUCAUGGAUUAUUCAAUGGACAGAGGUGUCAGAUGUGUCUAAGGUCCGAUCCUUUGCAUAAAGUAAUGGAGCGACUUGCUGUUCCUGGAGCAAGGAGACUUGUCAUUGUGGAGGCUGGCAGCAAGCGUGUGGAAGGCAUUAUUUCAGUGACUGAUGUAUUUAGGUUCUUGCUCGGCUGCUGAUACAGCCUGGUGGCACCUGGCCUUUUUGGGCUUUGUUGUGGUGGCUUUAAUGAAGAAGCCAUUGCUUGGCACUCAUGUUAGUUACUCUUCAGCAACGCCCUUUCGUCAUAGUUGCAUUUGUAAUUGGUCUUGAAAUUUGUGGAGUCCUGAUGGGCUCAUGCUUUUGACUCCCCCCUCUUUUUCCAGGAUGUGAGUUCAGAAAGAAAGGUCUGUAAAUUGAGAGGAUCCCCAAAUUUUCCCUUUAUUUAUAUUUUAAAUUUUCACAACCUUAUUAUCAUCAACUAUGUGGUAGUAUAGCUGCUCUAUUUUAUAUCAUCUAGCUAACAGAAUGGCGAUUAAGGUGUCGAUAGCUGUGUAGUUUCUCAUGAUGCUGGUUGGUUGCUGAUGGAAAGUACUCUUGCUUUCCUUUUUUUUU
Molecule: messenger RNA, 2419 nt
Organism: Lycium ferocissimum
Lineage: Eukaryota; Viridiplantae; Streptophyta; Magnoliopsida; Solanales; Solanaceae
Product: sucrose nonfermenting 4-like protein
Exons: 13
Coding region: 577-2004 (475 amino acids)
Source: RefSeq, a predicted model, not a curated record